AUGGCUCGUACCAAGCAGACCGCCCGUAAGUCCACCGGAGGGAAAGCUCCCCGCAAGCAGCUGGCCACAAAAGCCGCCCGCAAGAGCGCCCCGGCCACCGGCGGAGUGAAGAAGCCUCACCGCUACAGGCCCGGCACCAAAUCCACCGAGCUGCUCAUCCGCAAGCUGCCCUUCCAGCGCCUCGUCCGAGAGAUCGCCAGGACUUCAAGACCGACCUGCGCUUCCAGAGCUCCGCCGUCAUGGCUCUGCAGGAGGCCGCAGAGGCUUAUCUCGUCGGACUCUUCGAGGACACCAACCUCUGCGCCAUCCACGCCAAGAGGGUCACCAUCAUGCCCAAAGACAUCCAGCUGGCACGCCGCAUCCGCGGAGAGAGGGCCUAGACCCCCCGCAACAGACAUUCCACACACACAACCCGCCAACCAACGGCUCUUCUCAGAGCCACAACCUCCCCCCACACAGAGCUCUACACUACCGAACUACAAUGACUACAACACCCGGGAACAGGCUUCUGUUGUCAGGGAAAUCUCGGCACUUCCUCCUCUCAGCCCCCCCCGGGACCGCCAUUCCCUUUACUGGUUUUAUUCAUUAUUAAUACGCUCAUAA
Messenger RNA from Staurois parvus, 603 nucleotides. The record is from the annotation of a GenBank genome assembly. NCBI's taxonomy places the organism in Eukaryota, Metazoa, Chordata, Amphibia, Anura, Ranidae.